This is a messenger RNA of Eleginops maclovinus (Patagonian blennie), 2352 nucleotides long. Its product is annotated as amyloid beta A4 precursor protein-binding family B member 1-interacting protein-like. The coding region runs from base 43 to 1506 and encodes 487 amino acids. Lineage: Eukaryota; Metazoa; Chordata; Actinopteri; Perciformes; Eleginopidae. The record is from RefSeq and is a predicted model, not a curated record. Gene Ontology annotation, biological process: signal transduction. Gene Ontology annotation, cellular component: plasma membrane; cytosol. The transcript has 12 exons.
UAUAGACUGACCCCUGGCUGUUUAGGCAACUAAACACACUUCAUGAUGCUCCUAUGUGAGAAGGAGACUGAAAAGAUGGACAACAUAGACGCCAUGUUUAGUGACCUGCUUGGAGAGAUAGAUAAUCUCUCUCAGAGUUUAAUGCCACCAGCGGACACACCAGGAGGGAACAACGCUUUACAGACAGAUCGCACCUUCUCCAUUGGCUUCACAGACCUGAAUGAGUCUCUUAAGGAACUGGAGGACCAUGACCUUGAUGCUCUGAUGGCUGACCUAGCAUCAACCACCUUAGAAUGUAACUUCCCCACAGAUCAACAGGCCGACAGCUAUGCAAAUAAUGAAAUUCCAGCAUCAGGUAUGAUUCAGCAACCUGAGACAGCAGCUGAACUUCCUCCACCUUCCAACUCCGCUGAAUCCUCUGGAGGGCUGCAGAUGAGCGAACCACAGACAAAGGGAGACAAAAUUAAACUGGCACUGGAAAAGCUGAAAGAAGCCAAAGUGAGAAAGCUAAUAGUAAAAGUGCUGAUGAGUGACGGCAGCUCCAAGACACUGAUGGUGGAUGAGAGACAGACAGUCCGAGAGGUUUUGGACACGCUGUUUGAGAAGACACACUGUGACUGCAGUGUUGACUGGAGCCUGUGUGAGACCAAUCCUGAACUGCAGAUCGGUGAGAUAAUCAAGAACACAGACAGACACACAGAUGCCAAGAAGAAUCUCCACAGAGGCAGGAUACAGUAUACAUGUGUUUUCAACAUUUCAGAAAGAGGCUUUGAAGACCACGAACACUUAGUGGAGCCCCUGUCUGCGUGGACUCGUCUCAGUGAAAACAACAUUUAUUUUGCCUCAAGACCUCAGAAGUAUGUGAUGUUCAAAAACCCUCAAGUAUUUUACAUGUGGAAAAAGAAGAAAGCAUGUUUGAGCGAAAUUAACGAGCAAGCCAAACAGCUCUUACUUCAGGAGCAUUUUGGAGGUUCCACUCUGAUUGUUCCUGAUCUUGAAGGUACGCUUUACCUAAAGGAGGAUGGGAAAAAGGUUUGGAAACCUCGCUACUUUGUGCUCAGGGCCUCAGGCAUCUACUAUGUACCCAAGGGAAAGACAAAGUCUUCCAGCGAUCUUGUUUGCUUUCUCCAUUUUGACAAAGUCAACAUCUAUAACACCAAGCACUUCAAGCUGAAAUACAGAGCUCCCACAAACUUCUGCUUCAUGCUUAAGCAUCCCUGCAUCCAGAAAGAGUCGGACUACAUCAAGUUCCUCUGCUGUGAAGAUGAACAUACACUGUUGCUUUGGGUCAACUCCAUCAGAAUAGCCAAGUAUGGGACUGCCCUGUAUAAGAACUAUCAGGCUGCAAUGGAGAGAGCUCACCCCUCUGCCUCACACAAGGACAGAUACAACUCGAAGGUCAGCACACAACCGGCUCCACCCAAAACUACAAAGGUCGAAGACUACCCUCACGAGCCCCCGCCUGACUUCAUCCCUCCUCCACCUCCUGGACACACACAAGUUUAAGGCGUCCUUCAGUAGGCCUGGAUAAGUGGAAUGGAUACCACUCAAUCUGGAAAAUGUCUUAACUUUGAUGCCAGUAGUCACAUUAUUGCAAUGCACACACAGUAACAUAACAUUUCAUAAUGCAAAAGAACACAUUUUAUUUGUAACCAUAUGUAUGAGGAUAUUUAAUUUUGCAAUCAAUACUUUUUUGCACACUGACGACACGCUCCAAACUGUUCUGUUCAUUGUUUCAAUGAGCUGUUUAUUACAAAAAGACUGUACAUAAAUUUCAAUGAACACAUCCUAUGUACAAACUGAGAGGAGAAGACAAAUAUCGGAUUCUGUUCCCAUGAACAUUUAAGUUACUGAUGCCCCCCCACCCUACGUUUCAUCAUUAAGAAAACACACAUCAAAGAAAUGCGCCUUGACCUGUGAUGCCCUGAAAUGCGAGACGUUAAGUGGUAAACAUUACAAAGUUCUGUACGUCAGUGGUUGUCUCAUGAUUUCUCUAUGAAAAAACUAUAAAUUAAUCCUUAAAAUACAAACUGCUAUAGCCAAACCUUCCUCAGCAGUCUCAGACACAAAACAAGUUGAAUGCAAAGCUAGAAAUACAUUAGGUAGAAAAGUUUCACAAAAAAAUGACCUCAUGAUGGAAUAAAUACAAUCAUAAUGGGAUGAAAUGGCAAAUCGCAACGGUUAAAUACCUUCAUGCACAAUGGCCGAAUGAAUACUGUUGUAUUUUGGUUCGUCUGUAUCCAUUUCAAAAUAGAAGUGUGUGUUCAAUGCCCGUUGUUCGCAAAGUACAUGAUUAUGUUUGCUUGUGUGGCUUGUUACAAACAUAUAUUAAAAAAUGAAAAUGUGCUUUGA